AUGGCCUACGGAGCUGCGGCGGACGGCGGGCGGCGGAAGUCAACGAGCAGCCGCCGGCCGAGGAGAGGGCAAGUUAAGGUGAAGAUCCUGGGGAUGCUCUUCAAAUCUGUCGUCGCGGUGGCGUCAGUCCACGCGAGGAGGGGUGGAGCGAAGUUUUCAGGUCUUCUCCGCCCUCAGAAGAUGAAGAACCCCGCCUGA
Molecule: messenger RNA, 198 nt
Organism: Spirodela intermedia
Lineage: Eukaryota; Viridiplantae; Streptophyta; Magnoliopsida; Alismatales; Araceae
Source: the annotation of a GenBank genome assembly